This is a messenger RNA of Ruditapes philippinarum (Manila clam), 4531 nucleotides long. RefSeq names its product putative nuclease HARBI1. The transcript is spliced from 4 exons. NCBI's taxonomy places the organism in Eukaryota, Metazoa, Mollusca, Bivalvia, Venerida, Veneridae. The record is from RefSeq and is a predicted model, not a curated record. Bases 2 to 484 code for a protein of 160 amino acids.
CAUGAGGUUCACCGAUGUUGUUGCUCGCUGGCCUGGGUCCACACAUGAUGCCACUAUCUUUCAUAUGUGCGGUCUCAGGCAGCAUUUAGAAGAUAACAAUCUGGGUUGGUUAUUAGGGGAUUCUGGUUAUCCUCUUCGCCCUCAUUUGAUGACUCCAAAGAUCAACCCUGGAUCAGUUAAGGAGGAGAGGUACAACAAAGCUCAUAGCCAGACAAGAAUGGUGGUGGAAAGAGCAUUUGGAAUGUUGAAGUCAAGAUUUAGGUGUUUACACAAAACAGGAGGUUGUCUGCCCUUCACACCAGAGAAGUCUGCCAGAAUUGUCAGUGUCUGCUGUAAGCUUCACAAUGUUUGUUUGGAAAGAAACAUUCCUUUAAUAGGAGAUAUAUUGAUUGAUGACACUUUGAUUAAUGAUGAUGUAGUUACAAUAUCUCAGAGUAUUCAAACUGGAAUUAAUGCCAGGGCUACCCUAAUUGAUCUUUUUUAAGUUUUAGCCUGACCUUUUUUUUUAUUGAAAAAAAAUUAGAGGUAUUAUUACAGUCAUGUUGGCGUUUCUGCUGCUGUCCACAAACUUUAACAUUGAUCAUAACUUUAUUUAUGUUAUAUAAAUAUAAAUGGUGAUUGUUUCGUCUGCUCUGUAACUUCCAAAUACAUGAAAGUUUCAAUUUCUAUUUAAAAAUUUAAAGUCACCAUAGAUGGACAAUGUGUUUUUGAACAAGACACAGGUUUCUUUGUCUAUCUUCAAGUUCACUGCUGGGGUUCGACCUUUGUCAUUUUUACCACCACACUUACCAUGUAAUAGGUGGUUUAUAAAUAGAGGAUAUUGAAUGAGUGUAAGUUCAAUACUGAAUUUAUUGCAUGAGUUGAAUAAAAUUUUAUUAUGCGAGACUCUGGCGAGCAUAUUAUUUUAUUCAACAAGUGCAAUAAUUUCAGUGAUGAACAUUACACGAAUUAAAUAUUCUAUUUAUCACAUACCCAAAUUUAAUUAACAAAAUGUAGCUGUUUCUUUUUGUUAUAAAAUUAAUUAAAUUCAGCUUUAAAGAUUUGUUUAAACCAUUUCUAAAAAGUUAAAAGUUGAGCAUUGCGCCUGUCCAACGGUGGUUCUUGUUGAAAUUUGUUUUAUAUAGUUUACAUAAUAUUGCCAGGUUAUAUGACUGUGCUAUCCAUGUUUAACAUCUAAAGUUUGAAUGAAAUUAUAUCAAAAGUUUUGAAAGACUUGUCCUUAAAAAAAAUAUGGUAUUUGUCACUCAUAUAACAGCUCUGGAUACUUUUUCUAUUAACAUAUUGAUAGGAAAAUACAUACAUAAGUUUAAAGUUAAGAAUUUUCUAGCAUUGUCAAAUAAUAAUGUAUAUUUAAAAAUCGUGUAAGUUAUUCUUAACAUUUUACAAAUUAAAUUGGAAUAUAUAAAUAAUAAGAGAGUUACUAAUUGGGUAACAAGUUACCUACAUGUGUAAGACUUUAUGUAACUAAUUUCAAAUGAUGAAUUCUAACAUGACCUGAAUGUUUCCUAAUGAACUGUUGAACAAGAAAGCACCGAAAGUGUUUGUAAAAAUGCAAUCACUUCAUUUAGACUACCAUACUAGUUAUAAAAAUUUUGACAGGUUAUAUGGCCCUAUAUAAAUGGUUGUUUGAAAACAUAACAUGAGCCGCUAGGCGAGGGUUAUAUUUACAAAACAAGCGUUCAUAUACAGCCAUAUAACCUGUCAGAAAUAUUUAUAACAAAUUUAUAAUACAGCAAGCAUCAUUUUUAGAGGAAUAAAGCGAGAUUUUUUUAAAAAUCAACAGCAGCCGUGUAUAUAAAACUAUAUAAAUGUUACGAUUAUCCAAUGAAAAGCGACAUUACAAACAUGCAGUAUUAUAAUGUUAUGUAAUCACUAAAUGUGACACGUGGGAAAAAGUAAAGAAACAAAAAUUUAGCUUGAUUUAAGGUAUAGCACCAUGUUUAAGUUAAUGUCAUGUUAGAAUCAAAGUAAUAUAUCCCAAUCAGUGAUUUUAUUGCUUUAUAAAAUCACUGUUUGAUGUCCGGAUGUGCAGCAUGUUAUUACAAGAGCUGUGCCUUCUUUAUAUAAUCUCUGGCAUCCGAAAUCAAAUCAAUAAUUUUAAUUUAGCUGUAAAAUCACUGCUUGGAAUAUAUCAUUUCUUUAGUUCACUAUAUUUAUUAAAUUUCCACUGUCUUUCCUAAGUAUAUGAUUUUAUGACUGCAUUUUGUAUUUGGAAAAUGUAUAGUUUGAUUUAUUUCAUGCUUUCCAGUGUUUUAUUGUAAUAUAUCAGAUGAUUAUAUUCCGAUAAACCACUAGUGAAAUUUAUAAAAUAUGAUUUUCACUGUAGCCAGACUAUAUCUGAAUGCAAAUGAAAAAAAAACAUAACUAAAUGGAAUAACAGGCAGAAAUAAAUGCCGUCAUACGUAAAUUUGUUUCUUUAGGAAAAGAAAGUCGAUGUCUUCAUACAUCAUGUUAAAAAAUGUAACAAAAUUAGAGAAAUUUAACAGAACUAUAUUUCAAAAUUGAUGACGUGACGUCAUGAUGUGAUGACGUCACAAAGGAGAAUGCGGGACGUUACGCGGCAAAAUCAGUAAUAAGAUACUUAAAAUCACUUAAAAAGCAUGAAAUAAAAAGAAAAUUUAUUUGUUUUACAUAUAAGAUUGAAAUAUAUUUCAUUCGUGAAAACCAGCUAUAAUAUUUUCACUCGUGGCUACGCCACUCGUGAAAAUAUUGCAUCUGGUGUUCACUCAGUGAAAUUAUAUUUCAAUCUUACAUGCAAAACAAACAAAUAUCCUCUAUAUUUAAAGUUCGAUCAGGUUAUCAAUGCUACUUUUGCAUGCAAUAAUGUCAGUCAGACGCUUCAAUUCGUUUGAAAUUGCCCCAAGAUUUUCAUUUUGUUGUUUUUGCGUGUUGAGAAUUUCUUCUAGAAAUUUGCAUUUCUUCCUUUCAAUAUCCAGAAGUUCUUGAUAUUUAUCUGUAAUUGAAAUAACAUAUUGUAAUAAUUGUAAAAAUGUACUUCAUGAAAAUAUUAUUUUUGAUAGUUUUCUCUGUUUUUUUGUUUUUUUUUUUUUUUUUGGGGGGGGGGGGGGUUAUAAUUAUAUCAUAGUUAUCAAUCUCAGCAAAGGCUUGCUUUGUAGCCAUUUCUUGAACCUGUUUUUUAAAUUUUACAUUUUAUCCAGCUACUAUCUAUAUUAUCAUCUGGAAGCCUUGCCGGAUAAACUUAUCUUAAUUCCAGUCAUUACGUCAUAAUUAUGAUGACCUCACAUGGUAAACAGAAAAACAAGACAAAAUUUCAUCAGGGAAAUGUAAGAUUGAAAUCUUUUACUAGUAAAUUGUCUAAAAACAUGAUCAAAAGCAGGAUAACUCAAAUACAUGCUCGGUGUCAAAGCUAUCCAAGAUACACUUUCUCGCUCAACGGAUAAACCAUCUCUAUCAAAACAUCAACAAUGUAUUCUUUAUAUAUGGUUAUUCAUAUGAGAUUCUAUGUAUUUCAUAUGGUUUGAAACCAGUUGCUUUGUAUGUCAGAGAUAUUUCCAAUUUUACUUUCUACUAUAUCCAGUUCCUUGAUUCUCUGAUUGUGACAUUGUACUUAGGAAGCCAUAUUGAAUUUCUUUUAAAUUUAAGAAACAUACAUGGUACUUUUUGAAAUUCCUUAAGUCAUUUCUUUAAUAAACCGGACAUAUAUUCACAAUAAUACAAUUUGCAAGAUUUAUUUCAAAAUACAGUAUUAUUUCCAUGAAAGUUUCCAUUAUAUUUGAUGUGUUUUACCUGUUAAUGAACAGCUGGAAAUAAUUUGUAAUACAUUUACCUAAUGGUUCACUGACCGUCCGUUUUCUUUUUUCCUGGAAGUAAAAUUUGAAUGUUGUGAAAAUUCAUAAUUGAAUUUAUUUCAUGUCUUCAAUUGAAUUAUAUCAUUUUUGCCUAUUGUGAACAUGUUAUUUUGUUAUUCAAUUUUUUCAAUGUAUUUAGUAAGAAAAUCACACAAAAAUAAUUAAAUAGUUAUAAUUUUAUCACAUACCAGUACAUUAUGUAAGUAUUAUUUGUAAAAAAGACAGUCUAUUUUGUAAUUUCCAUACCUACAAGCUUAUUCUGUAAUGUUUUCAAAUAUUUAGUGUCAUUUGAAAUGACAAGUCAUAUAAUCUUAUCCUGAAAGUUAUACACAGAAGUGUAGUAUCAAUGUUGCUGACUUGCAAAAGCUGUGCUGGUAUAUGAUAAGAAAAUCAUUAAUGUAAUAUUUCUUCAUAAUAAGGUAAGUAUUUCCUCAACAUUUGAUUAACCCUUUACCUGCUGAAUUAUUGCGAUAGACAUCCAACCUUAAAUUUCAGUACUUUCCAUUCUCCAUUUGUGGAUAUGAAAAUUGAAAGACAGCCUGGCAUAUGUAUAGAGCCUCGCCAGAUUUGACAGCUGUGUAUUUGACUUGGCUCUGUGUAGGUGGCAACAUUCAAGCAGGUGAAAGGUUAAUAAAAUGGUUUGAUAUUCAUUGUCAUAUACAUUUGUAAUAUGAUAUCAAGCAAUUCAGUAUUGAAAUAUGUGCAAUAAAAUUUGAAAUGUC